Mangifera indica (mango) is the source of this 980-nucleotide messenger RNA. RefSeq names its product peroxiredoxin-2E-2, chloroplastic. The transcript has a single exon. Gene Ontology annotation, molecular function: thioredoxin peroxidase activity. Lineage: Eukaryota; Viridiplantae; Streptophyta; Magnoliopsida; Sapindales; Anacardiaceae. The record is from RefSeq and is a predicted model, not a curated record. Gene Ontology annotation, biological process: cellular response to oxidative stress; hydrogen peroxide catabolic process; cell redox homeostasis. Gene Ontology annotation, cellular component: cytoplasm. Bases 107 to 796 code for a protein of 229 amino acids.
UCAAGGACAAACCCUCCCAACCAAAAACAAAAUUACAACCUUCAUCUCUCCUUGAUAUUCUCUCCAACGUUCCACCCUUCAUUGUUUCCUCCGCUCAAACCCGAUAAUGGCCUCCACUCUCACCUUCUCCCGUUUUCUCUCCUCCGCUGCUUUCGCCGCCACCGCCACCACCACCACCUCAACCAAAGCCUCCCUCAUUCCUCCUAAAGCCGUCUCCUUCCUCUCUCGCCCCCUCAAACAUUCCCUCCCUCGCCACUUUUCUAAGCCUCUCACUCUUUCCUUCACCAAAUCCGCACCCACUACCGCCGCCAUUUCUCUAGGUGAUAAGCUCCCCGACGCCACUCUCUCUUACUUCGACCCCGCCGGCGAACUCCAGACCACCACCAUCUCCUCCCUCACAGCCGGCAAAAAGGCCAUCCUUUUCGCCGUUCCCGGCGCUUUUACGCCCACCUGCUCUCAAAAGCAUCUCCCGGGCUUCGUCGAGAAGUCCGCCGAGCUCAAGGCCAAAGGCGUGGAUACCAUCGCCUGCAUUUCUGUAAACGAUGCUUUUGUUAUGAGGGCGUGGAAGGAGAAUCUUGGAAUUAAAGAUGAGGUGCUUUUGUUGUCUGAUGGGAAUGGCCAGUUCACUAAAGCAAUUGGGUGUGAGUUGGAUUUGAGUGAUAAACCUGUAGGCUUGGGGAUUCGGUCAAGAAGGUACGCGAUUUUGGCUGAGGACGGCAUCGUUAAGGUGCUAAAUUUGGAGGAGGGCGGCGAGUUUACCUUAAGUGGAGCAGAAGAUAUGCUCAAAGUGCUCUAAAUCUGGUCAGGUGUAGAUUAAUGCCUGAGUUGAAUAAUUAAUAUUUCCUAAUAAAAAUGGAUACAAAUGCAAUAUGUUACGUUUUGUUCAAGAUUUUGUAAUUUUUUAUGUUUUUGUUUGUCAAAUUGUGUAUUACCUGAUGGAAAUGCGUAUUCUACCAUUGAUUUGGAGCUUCUUAUUUUAA